AGUGGGUGGGGUGGAGCCGGCUCAGGUUUCCUUGUUUGCAGCAGAGAAGGCGGAGCUUAGCUCCUGUUUUGGGUUCUGAUUCUUCCUUACUUGCGCCUCCGGUUUCGUGACUUUACUCAUCCUUCUGUGUAUCUUUCACCAAGAAUGUCAUUGUCCUUCACCUUAUUUCUUCUCUUGGGUGCUGCGGUGCACCCUUGCAAUAGUUUCUCAGUCACCCAUAGGUAGGAUCCUUCCUCCCCGGAUCCAGUCUCCACAAGUAGCGCCAUGGAGUUCCCUGAUUUAGGUGCUCACUGCUCGGAACCGUCUUGCAAGCAGCUCGACUUUCUUCCCUUGAAAUGUGAUGCUUGCGGGGAGCUAUUCUGCACCAACCAUGUUGCCUAUGCCAAUCACAACUGCACUUCAGCUUACAAAAAGGAUGUGCAGGUUCCUGUGUGCCCACUCUGCAGCACGCCCAUUCCUGUGAAGCGAGGAGAGAUGCCUGAUAUUGUGGUGGGCGCACACAUAGACCAGGAUUGCAAAUCGGACCCGGCUCAGCGAAAGCGCAAGAUCUUCACCAACAAGUGUCAGCGGCCUGGCUGCAAGCAACGGGAGAUGAUGAAGGUUGUUUGUGACCAAUGUCGCGGCAACUUUUGCCUCAAGCACCGACACCCCCUGGAUCAUGACUGCACUGGGGCUGGGCAUCCACUCUCCAAGGCAGGGCAUGCAGCCAUUGACAGAGCUCAAAAGUCAACCAAAGCACCUGAGUGCACUGCAUCCAGCAGUGGGGCCAAGAGGUCUGUUGGAAGUCCACCAACCCCUAGCAGAGCCGGUGAGACAGCAAGAGCCCCCCAGCCCCAAAGUACUUCUCCUCUGUCUGUUGACCUACAGAAUGGUCUGAGUGAGGAGGAAGCACUGCAACGAGCCUUGGAGAUGUCGCUUGCAGAGACAGUGUCCACCCAACCGCAGUCCCGCAGCACCCAGGAGGAGGAAGAUCUGGCACUGGCUCAGGCCCUUUCAGCUAGCGAGGAGGAAUACCGGCGGCAGCAGCAGCAGCAGCAACAACAGGCUCGAAGCGCAAAGCCGUCCAACUGCUGCAUUUCCUGAGUGCAAAGAGUGCCUGUCAGCAUGAGAAUUCUUCUUUGCCACAAUGGCUCUUCUUCUAUAUUUGCAGGGGUUAUCAUCUCCUGCUGCUCCCUCAGGGCUACUAACAACUGACCAAAGGCUGCACCUCUGCCCUCCUAGAGUAUCGUUAGCCACAAUGAAGUUAUCCUGUCGCACUGUGAUCGUGUUAAGUCUUUAGGGGCAGACGGCAGCAGCAUUUCUGCCCCUGGAUCAAGGAGGAAAUUGUAGCCUUGGGAUAGCAGCCCCUCCACCGGAACCACAGCAGCGGAAAAGGAUGGACUGGCAGGAAUCAUCGGCAUUGGUUGAGCUAGACCUCAGACUUACUGAGUUUGGGAUGUUUGAGGGGUUUGGAGACGCCAUACAAGUGGUCUGUCUCUUUCCCCUGUGGUAGUCCCAUGGUUGGACAGCAGGUGGUGCCAAAUGCUUUGACAGUGAGGGGUUCCCACUUCGUACUUGGUGCUGGGUUUCAGUCUUCAUAUCUAUUUCAAGGGGCGAAUGGUCUUCCCAACACUUUUGUUGUACCGAUUUUCUGACACUUGCACACUUAGCUGUUUCAGCAGCAGGAGUAUUCAGGUAACGGGAAGCACAAUGCAGUGUGAGACCCUGAAUGGCCUGUGCAGCUCUUCCCUGCUGGGAGACGAUGGCGUGUCCUGCCUUCACCGUGGCUGCCAGCCCAUUGCCGGGACUGCGCUGCUUAGCCUCCUCUUGCAAAAUCUGCCAAAGAUCAGCCUCGCAGUAGCUGGUUAAUAGCCCUGUAGUGAUAGGGGCAGGGAACCGCUCACUUUCAGUAGAUGGCUAGCUUCUUUACACUGCAUGUCGUGCAGUUGGCUGGCUCCAGGUGUGGUGCCCAUACCUCAGUGACCAUUUGGAUGUCCGGCUGCCUGCUCAUCUCUUGUCUGAUGUUCGCUUCAGGCAGGCACUCUCGUCUUUCACAGCCCUCUUCACUGUAGUACCGGUGGGCGUCUCUCUCCUGCUGCGGUCUGCAGGGGCACCUCGCCAUCCGGUGUUCUGCGCUUUGUUGGAUUGCUUGAGGUUGGAGCAAGGAAAGGGGCAAUGUAGAAGAGCUGGUGGAAGUCAAUAAAUUUGCACACACAA
Heteronotia binoei (common prickly gecko) is the source of this 2196-nucleotide messenger RNA. It is a transcript of the gene ZFAND2B, whose product is annotated as zinc finger AN1-type containing 2B. Gene Ontology annotation, cellular component: cytoplasm; endoplasmic reticulum. The coding region runs from base 265 to 1083 and encodes 272 amino acids. The record is from RefSeq and is a predicted model, not a curated record. The transcript is spliced from 10 exons. Lineage: Eukaryota; Metazoa; Chordata; Lepidosauria; Squamata; Gekkonidae. Gene Ontology annotation, molecular function: zinc ion binding. Gene Ontology annotation, biological process: protein targeting to ER; proteasome-mediated ubiquitin-dependent protein catabolic process.